UCCCUCCUCCUCCUGUCCUGCAGACACGCUGACUCCCAAUGCAAGAUCUUGCGUUGCAACUCCCAGUAUCUGGCCCGCCACGGAGAACCUGGACGACUCGGUCGCGACGGCCGCUCGCUGCGACGACGCUUUGCGCUCCUACUCCAGCUGCACGCGCCGGACGGCCCGUACCUGCCGCUGGGAACCUGGCGUACCACUCCGCUGUGUACGGCAUCGAAGACCUCAUGAUCCAUAACAACUGCUCCAGGGAAUGGGCCCACUUCCCUGCCCCAGCCCCACAGCCCCCGCCCGACCACCAGGGCUUCACGUCCCUGGACAUCUGCGACUACGAGAAGAGCUUUGCCCGCAAGCACGGGAGGGCCCCCGCGUACCAGCACUGCGCCGCCUUCGGGGACCCCCACGUGCGCACCUUCAGGGACCAGUUCCACACCUGCCGGGUGGAGGGUUCCUGGCCGCUCCUGGACAACAACUACUGUUUGUGCAGGCCACCAGCUCUCCCGUCGUUAAAGGGGUCAAACGCUACUGCCAUCAGCAAGCUCACCAUCAUUUUUAAGAACAUGAAGGAGUGCAUCGAUGAGAAGGUCUACCAAGCGGAAAUAGACAACCUGCCAGUGUCUUUUGUGGAUGGUUCGGUGAAUGGCGGAGCGAGGCCCGGGGGGAGCAGCCUGAUCAUCUAUGAGCGCACGCCGGGGAGGCAUGUGGAGAUCCGAGCAGCGCACAUUGGCACCACCAUUGCCGUGCGCCAGGCGGGCAGGCAGCUCUCCUUCUCCAUCCGGGCGGCCGAGGAGGUAGUUCUCUCCUUCACGGACGAGCAAGAUUUGCAGCUCUGCGUGGGAGGUUGCCCGCCCAGCCAGCGCAUCUCUCGAAGCAAGGGCGGCGGCAGCAGCGGUGCCCUCGAGAAGGCCCGUCUGCUGUGCAAGGAGAAGCUGCCCGUCGAGGACGUCUACUUCCAGGCUUGUGCCUUUGACGUGGCGACUUCGGGUGACGCCAGCUUCAUUCUGGCUGCCCACGGGGCGCUGGAAGAUGGCAAAGCGUACCACCCGGACAUCAGGAAAAUCCACAUCUUCCACACCGACAGGGCCAUGCGCCCCUGCAGCUCGCCCCUCCUCGUUUUCACGCUAGUCAUUUUAGUCUGUCGCAUGCACUUUUAUUGGUGACUAUUUAUAUUCUGUAAUGCCAAGGGAUCAGCAGGUGUGGCUGGCUUUUCAUAAAGGCCUCAGCAAGCAAAGUCAAGGCCUUAAAAGAAUUGAGGAAUGGGCUCCCCCAGCUCAUGUUGGAAUGUUGGUGCCACUGGGAAAGCUCUCCUGCUAGUCUUUGCUACCCUCUUGGUGUCUUGCAGACCACCUCCUUAAGGCCUGGGUGCUUCUUGGCAUCCUUUGGAGCAUCUGUUGCCACUGGGAUCCAUGGGAAUUGCAAUUUCCCAUGGAUCCCGGAAUAAAAAAAGAAUUGGCACAGGAUGCAUGGGAAACUUCGGUUCCCAUGCAUCCCGGUGAUAAUGGAGAUAAUGAGCCCUGCUCCCCUGGAAACAAAAUGUGGGCACAUCACGGGUUGAAACGCUGAAGACUCCGAGGCUGAAGACGAGCAAUUGUGCAGUAGCAACUGAUAAGUUUCAGGAAAUGGGGUGAAACAAUGAAAGUUGUUUUGGGUAAACUACUCUGGGCCUGAGUAUCUGUCAGGAGUCAAUACUAACCAAACAUGAAAGCAGAAACUCCUCAAAUAUCGAAGGCAGGGGUGGGGAGCUUGUGGCCAAUGGGAUGUUGGUCCAACAGGAUCUGGAGGGCAAGAGAUAUUCCCUGCCCCCUCUGCAAGGGAUACUUCCAUGCCAUAACUUGGAAGGCGUGUGGACCCUAAACUCAUCAAGUCCCAAAUGAGCCCUGCUGUCCCCUGAAGUCUGUCCGUUUGUUUUCAGGCAAAUCCGUUUUCUGCCACUUUUCAUGAUGCGGAAUCUGGAGAGGGGGGUUUCAACGAUGCGAUGGUUCUGUUAAGGUUGGAGAGACGGCACUUCUUAAGAGAGCUGGGAGAAUCUUACGGUUGACUUAAGGAAUGUAAAUGAAAAAGUUCACAUAUUUGGUAUAUUAAAGUUGACGAUGUUUUGUUUGAUAGUUGUAUCACUUAGUGGCCUGGCCACCCUUUCCCACGGAGGCUGUUAGUGUGCGCCACAUGGAACUUUAGUAAUUGGUUUCCCAGUAACUGGAAAAGACCACAUUUAAACCACCCAUUUAAAAUCCCUUGAUAAAACAGCCAUGAGCCAGAGAAUCGUGGGAGAUGUAGUUUGUUAAGAUUGCUGAGAGGAGUGUGGAGACCUUCCUAUUCCCCUCGCAGAACUACAGUUCCCCGAGUGGUUUAGCCACCAAUCUCUCUCCAUCGGUUACUCUGGGAACUGUAGCACUGGGAGGGGGCUAGGGGGUUGCCUAACAAUUCCCGGCACACUUGGCAAACUACAACUCCCAGAAUUAUUUGGGGGCAGUCGUGUUAUGAGUCUUUAGAUGGAUGGUGUGAAAGGGGGCAUAAACCUUUGGAGGCUGGAAAAGGCUGCUGCAGCUUAAAGCUGUAGUAACCUUCCAGGCACUGAAAGGGGGGAAUCCUACAUUUCUCAGCGCCGGAAAGGAAAACGGAGAGCGACGGGAAAUGGAGGAGGGUCUGUGAUGAACCAAGACUCUGUUCUUCCCCUCCAUGUCUCUGCCUCAGAAACCCGGCUCGGUUCCCGUCAGCGCCAGCUUCUAAACUCCACGCACGCAUGCUGAUCUGUAUUGUUCUGCAAAGGGUUUGACAUUAAAAUAAUUUAAUUCUGAAGGCCUCGUCUCUCGUCGCGCUUUAUUAUUUAUUUUACAGAUUCAUAAACUGCUUCACAGCCAGGAGCCAUCAAAGUGGCAUACGGUAAGAUAAAAUGAGAUAAAGCACAAAUGAUACAGGCUCUAAAAACAAAAUAAUUUCUACAGUUGUGCCAUUACUAUCUCAUAAAAUGACCGGGCCACACUUUCGGGGAAAG
This is a messenger RNA of Lacerta agilis (Sand lizard), 2989 nucleotides long. RefSeq names its product hemojuvelin-like. Gene Ontology annotation, biological process: BMP signaling pathway. Gene Ontology annotation, cellular component: plasma membrane. NCBI's taxonomy places the organism in Eukaryota, Metazoa, Chordata, Lepidosauria, Squamata, Lacertidae. Gene Ontology annotation, molecular function: coreceptor activity. The record is from RefSeq and is a predicted model, not a curated record.